Molecule: messenger RNA, 945 nt
Organism: Rhipicephalus microplus (southern cattle tick)
Lineage: Eukaryota; Metazoa; Arthropoda; Arachnida; Ixodida; Ixodidae
Product: steroid receptor RNA activator 1
Biological process (GO): regulation of transcription by RNA polymerase II
Cellular component (GO): nucleus
Source: RefSeq, a predicted model, not a curated record
GUCACAACAAACAUGGCGGCGCUCAGGCCAGGUAAUGAUGACAAGGCGUGGAACGAUCCUCCGGUGUUCGCCUACACCGAAGUCCAAGGCACACCCGCUGCCGCCGCGCCCAAGAGGAACCUCCUGAACAAGAGGGUUCCCUAUCCUCAGGAUGGAAUAAAGCCCCCGAGUGCACCAUCUGUGACAGGCUCGGCGCCGCCUCCUGCAGGACCGGCAACACCACCUGUCCCUUCACCUUUAAAAGCAGCCCAUUCUGAUGAGCCGGCAGAGGCCAGUAGUAAAGGUGACCAAAAAGAGACGGUAGGGGUGAACGAUGCUCCCACAGCAAGCCCUGCCUGUUCCCCAGAAAGCCUCAAGGAGGAGACAUUGAGCAAUCUCGACAAAGCCGUCGCACAGUGUGCACCGAACAUGGAGAAGAGAAAGCAAGAUGACGUAAGGAAACGACUAGAUGUACUCCGGAGUGUUUGGGAGCAGGGAAAGCUCAGCCUACCAGUGCAGCAGAGAAUGCACGAGUUAGCACUGGAGCUUUCGAAUGGAAAUCACGAGAAGGCAAAUGCGUUUCACAUUUCCCUUAUGGUGGACUACGUAAGCGAGGUCAGCCAGUGGAUGCUUGGCAUCAAGCACCUAAUUUUAGCAGCCCAGGCAGCACAAGAAAAGCCUGCUAUUGAUAAGCAGGAGUCCACUUGACCAUUGCCGGAAAAGUGUUAGGCACAUUCAAAAACUGCCGACACAGGCUACUCUUGUUUUUUAAAUUGAUUUCAUUAGUAGGACAUUGAGAAAGAAAAAAGCAGCUAACUUUCUCCUGCGAAGGCAAUCAUUGGGGUAAAGUUUUAUGGGCACCUCUGCAAAUAUAAAUGAAACUUCAGACCUUAAUUUGUGCCUCACGGCAUUUAUUGUGGUAGAGAUGUCACAAAAUUUAUAAAUAUAAAAGCUUUUUUCGGUAUA